UCAAAAGACUUGUUUACGAAUCGGACAUCUCCCUCCCGCGCCCGCCCUUCAAGAAGCAAGCAGGAAAUCGCUCUUUUUCUCCCAGACUACUUGCACGACUAAAGUUACAAGCACGUCAUCGUCAUGAGCUCAAACAGACCAUCAAAUUCAACUGCUGAUGACCAACUCGACCCUGAGGAAGAGAAACGGUUGGCGGCAGCCGCCCGUGAAGCUAACCGUCUCCCUGAGCUCCGUCUGAUCCUGCUGGGCUGGAGAUGGCCAGGGAAAAGCCUGACCGGCAACACCAUCCUUGGGCGUGAAGAAUUUCGUCUGGAGCGCGCCGCUGAAUUCAGCGUGAAACGUGAAUCCGAGGUGGAUCGGCGCAAAGUAACAGUAGUAGACACUCCUGGCUGGUUUUCAUCCCAGACCACACCAGCAGAUUACCAGCAGGAGAUGGUCCGAAGUGUAAGUAUGUGCACUCCUGGACCCCACGCAUUCCUGCUGGUCAUACCGGUGGGCAUGUUCACUGAAACGGACCGGGCUCGUAUAGAGGAGAACUUGGCGCUGUUUGGGGAGGAUGUGUGGAAGCACACCUUGGUGGUGUUCACCUGGGCAGAGGUUUUGAAGGACAAGUCUAUAGAAAGGCAUAUACGAAGGCAAGGUCGUGACCUUCAGUGGGUGGUGGACAAGUGUAAGAAGAGGUACCACGUCAUCAAUAACUAUAUUUUUGGCGAGCACCCACAGCUGCCUCAGCUGAUGGAGAAGGUGGAGAAGAUUGUAGCUGAAGAAGGUGAUUUCUUCAUCCUUAAGGCAGAUGAAACUAAAACACAAAGUCAAACUCAGAGUCUGAACACCAAUUCAGUGAAAGAGAACAGGGAGCUUGGCGCUAGACCCAAACAGAAUGGCUCCUGCAACUCGCUGCGGGCCAUGGACGUGGACCCUCCACAGAGUUUGUUUGAAGGAGCGAGUGACUAAUGCUAUGUGAACCAUUCCAGUACUGCUGUAUUUAUUACCUGAACUCCACUGAACUUAAUAUUACUUAAAUUAUUAGUCAAAUACCCACAUAUCAGUCCACCAGUCCAGGCAGCUUCAGGUUGUAGGGUUUACAGGAAGCAAAUGUCCCUGUAGCUUAUUUCAACCUAGAUAUAUAACGGAUAAGAGACAUACAAAUUUGACUUUGAUGAUAGUAAUUUGUGCUAAGUAAAUCAAUACUGAUUAAAAGCAUAUCACUACUAUAGUUACACACUGACUCAAUCACUCAAAACUAUUAUAUCGAAUGCAGAGAAAAUUGAGGUACAGUAAUGGUGUCAUUAGUAGAACAGAAACACUCCUCACUCAUAAAUUAUUUGCACUAAUGAGUUAAUAGCUUGUAAAAUGCCUCAACUAAUGCACUAAUACAGUUAUCAGAAAUAUGAGUCUGUCACAGUCAUUAUAAUAUAGCAUGGGUUAGUUACAUUGGUGAAGGUUAUUAUGGAUUUAUUAAUGGUCAAUAACCAAUGUUAAAUUUUCUUUUUUUAUUUCACAUCAUACUAAAGUUAGCAAAGUUAGGUGUUUCAAAUACAGUGCGUCCCCAAUCCUUAUCAAAAGCACAUUUAUGAAUAUUUUCUAAUGAUAUUAUUUUCUAAUAAUAUAAUUACUGUAUUAUUAUUUGAGUGUAUGACAUUUUCAUUAUCUUGAAGUUACUGAGUACUGUGAUGUUUUCUUUCUACUUUUUUCUUUUUAAAUGUUCUUUUCUGUUACAUUCUAUGUCAAGUGAAAGUCGUUACAAAUAGUUUCCUCCUGAAACUGAUGCUGCUUAAACAGUCUUGUUAUAAGCACUAUGAAUAUCAUCACUGUUUUUAUUUAGGAAUAUUUGAGUUCUUAUGGAACUUGAGUGACUUCUAUUAACUGAUUUACAUGAAUGCAUUUCUUUUUAGAUCUGUUGACAUUUAUGAAAGCCAUAAAAUAUCCUUCCCAGA
Messenger RNA from Ctenopharyngodon idella (grass carp), 1937 nucleotides. It is a transcript of the gene gimapl, whose product is annotated as GTPase IMAP family member 4. The record is from RefSeq and is a predicted model, not a curated record. The transcript is spliced from 3 exons. The coding region runs from base 124 to 954 and encodes 276 amino acids. Lineage: Eukaryota; Metazoa; Chordata; Actinopteri; Cypriniformes; Xenocyprididae. Gene Ontology annotation, molecular function: GTP binding.